AUGGCCGACGACGUGCCCACACCCCGACCGUUGGCAGCAACCAUCACACCAGCGACAGACGCCACUUCUGUAGUCUCGUCAAUGUGGAGCCAACGCGAUUCCAAAUCGAGCUUUGACAGCCUCUACGAUCUUACGGACAGUGAAGGUGAAGAAGUGCCCUUGAAGUUGUCUGCAUCUGUCAAGAAGCAUGUGGGAAACCAGGAACGUAGCAGAUACCCCUCCAUUGUCAUACCAUCUCCUUCCCAAUGGCCGUCUAUCCAUAAGCCACAGGGUUUGUUACCUGUGGGUUUGUCGCCUGCCUCCAAACUGGCAUCUUCUUCUGCGUUCUCGGUCUGGCAGACUCAGAGAUUGAGGGUACCCAGUGGUACUUCUACACCAUCUCUGGAUGGAAGUUUGACGUCAGAGGAGCUUGCUUUGAGCAGUUGUCCAUCGACUCCGGAUCUCGCUUCGAGAGAGGAAGUAGUUGAUGAAUGGGAGCCACCUUGCCAACUUCAUCCAGAUGCAUUCGAAACAUUACACCAGCUGUCUCCGGAAGAGGUCGCUAGGGAAAUGGUCAUUGAGACUGUACUCGAAGUGCCCGAAGAAGCGUCGCUCGAGAUGAGAGAAAUAAUCAAGACCACUCCCGUACGGCUAGACUUUGCUUUGCUGACAGUCGACUCUGAGGACCCAGCUGCACAAGAUCCAAUUUCUGCUUUGAGUGUGCCUUCACCUGGUGGCUUCUUUUCUUCACUUGCUCCAGUAGCCGCACAGACUUGGGCAAUCCGCAAACCGGAACCCUCGACCAGCGUUGCGGAAAAGUUCUAUGGUGUUCCCUGGCGUGGAAGCGCAAGUGAACAACAUCAACGCGUGCGAACAACAACAAUCGUCACUUCUGCACUUCCUUCCGGUCCACCUACGGCAAUCAAGGACGUCUUUUCAUCUAUCGACCCGACAGUCGAAGUCGCAGAGAUCAUCCCCAACGUACGUUUGCCCUUGUCCAGCGAGUACAACGAGCAAUAUCAGGAGAAACUAAAACAGUCAGCGUUGGCUCACUUUGAACGCACAAAGGGUUGGUUAGAAGACCAGUUCACCAUGGUUAGCAAAGAGGUCAUGUCGCCAACUACGCCCAACAUGACUUCGCCAUCGCUCGUGUCGGCUAACAAUAGUCCGUCUAAGAAGAGCGUGAGAUUUGCGCCUGGCACUGCGCCAUCACCAAGACCAUCGACGAACACGACGACAACAGUCUCUGCGCCUGCUUCACCUUCUGUGGUUGUCGCUUCAGAUGUUGACACAGACUUUAUCUUCCUUGCCGGCUUCAGAUCAAUCAUGUCUCGCCGUCAUGCAUCAGACGUCUUUGUUCACCGCCAAUCUCGCCUCGAGACCAUGCACAUCCAGCGUCGCAACUUCCAGUCCGCUUACCUGCGCACGCUGCACAAUGACUUCGAGAUCGCAGAGCCCAGUCGGCCAGUGUGCAGUCGCCCAAUUUCCACCAUGCUACCUACCCCCUCGCCUGAAGACGACGAGAAGAGGGAGACUAUUGCUGCUGUCGAAAGGGAGCGUCAGGUCCUUGAGCAAGUGUCUCCACAGUUCUGGGAGCUCGAAGCGCUGUCAUACAUCCGUGGCGGUGCCUUGCUGACCAAAGAAAUUACUGCACACAUGAAGUCCAUCACCGCACCCCAGAUCCUCGACUUCGGAGGCAAGCCCAAUGCAGACUGGGGCUGGUGUAUCGCAACUUCCUUUCCCACCGCCAAAGUCUGUACAGUCUACUUUGACGAAAGCACGGAAAUCUUGGGAGCCCCUUGCAACCACGUCUCCGUCUACGUCGACAAGCCUUACUCUCUGCCAUUCGCAGACAACACCUUCGAUGUCAUCUCCACACGCACCUUGCACUCGCUCCUCAAGACCGAACACUGGACUUCCACACUCGGCGAACUGCAUCGUGUGCUCAAACCUUCUGGAUACCUCGACUUCAGCCUCAUCGACGCCCUCCUCAGCAACGUCACAGCAGACUGUUGGGGCCAAGUGAUGAAUGCAGAAUUCGGAUACAACCUGCAGCAACGCGGCUACGAACGAGAACCCACGAAGCACUUCUUGGAAAGACUUGAAGAUGCCGGAUUCAGGGAUGUCAAGAGGAUGUGGAUGUUCUUGGGUAUGGGUGAAGUGCAACCUACGUGGAAGGAUGAGGGCAAGACUAUCAAGAGCACGAUCCACCACCAAACCCCAAUGCUUUCCCCCUCGGGCGAACCCCUCCUCGACGCCUCUGGCAAACCAUCCUUCUACCCUCCAGCAUACACCGGCAGCACCGCGGCCGUUGGCCCAGUCACUGGCUUGCUAGGCGCUAGGCUCUGGGAACAGUGGGUGUAUAGGUUGGCUAGGGAAAUGGGUGGGGAAGAUGCGGAAGUCGAGGCGGUAAGGCAGGUCUGUGGUGUGCUUGAGCAGGGGGGCAAGGUGGGCAGUGGGGUGAGCUGUUUGGUGGGUGUUUGUAGGAAGGAAGGGUGA
Aureobasidium namibiae CBS 147.97 is the source of this 2478-nucleotide messenger RNA. RefSeq lists its product as uncharacterized. The transcript is spliced from 2 exons. Lineage: Eukaryota; Fungi; Ascomycota; Dothideomycetes; Dothideales; Saccotheciaceae. The record is from RefSeq and is a predicted model, not a curated record. The coding region runs from base 1 to 2478 and encodes 825 amino acids. Gene Ontology annotation, molecular function: S-adenosylmethionine-dependent methyltransferase activity.